This is a messenger RNA of Zootermopsis nevadensis, 1031 nucleotides long. Its product is annotated as U-scoloptoxin(01)-Er1a. Lineage: Eukaryota; Metazoa; Arthropoda; Insecta; Blattodea; Termopsidae. The record is from RefSeq and is a predicted model, not a curated record. Gene Ontology annotation, molecular function: chitin binding. Gene Ontology annotation, cellular component: extracellular region.
ACAUGGGUAUAGCAAGACUUCUCAAAGUGCGGAUAAAUUAACCAGAGACAUCUUCGGGACUAUUUCAUUCUUGGUGUAUUAUUCGUCAAGAGUUAAAACAUAUUCAGCUGCCUGUAGAAGAUGAUACGCCAAGUUCUACUUUCUGUAUGUGUUAUCGCACUGGCCUAUGUGUACUCCAAACCUACAGUUCUUCACAGGGCCAAGCGAUGGGAGGAAUUUCCGAACCUGACGUUCUCAUUCGACUGUUCCGACCGCGCAGUCGGUUUCUAUGCCGAUACGGAGCACCACUGUCAGAUCUUCCACAUGUGUGACGAGGACGGGCGUCGCAUCCCUUACAUCUGCGCAAAUGAAACCAGCUUCAACCAAGAAUUCCGAGUCUGUGACUGGGAGUAUAACUUCGACUGCAGUCAGGCACAGCAGUGGUACUACCUGAACGAGCUGACAUACGUCACUGAUCCACCCAAGCCCCGGGCACCGAACCCAGACAGCAGAUCGGCAGCUGAGGCGGCUUUCCAAUAACAAACCAGCGAGUACAAAACAGAUUUGAAUUUCAUUCCAAUCCCUUCCAAAGACUGCACGUUGAAUGAAAGCAAGGCUGUAAAUACAAUUCACAAAAUAUGCGUCGUCUGAAGGACAGAUCGUCAUCUUCUUCACAACUAAUGGGUCAUUAAGAUGGCGUAAUAUAACUUUGUUUUAUUUUUCAUCAUUGUUCCUAUAUAUAAUAAAUGUAUACUUAUUUUUUUAAAAACUAUAUUGAUUCUUGAAAGUUAAUAAUCAGUUUGAAAACGUGACUGUAGGCCAAAUUACAUCAUUAUGAAACAAAUAUACGUAAAAGUCACUAUUUUUGUCAGAAUUAGUACUACAUGAUAUUAAAGCUUUAUAAGUUUAAAUAUUACUUAAUCUAUUUUACAUAAUAUUAAAAUUAUUAAUGCAUGUGACUGUUUGUUGAAAUGAGCUGCUCCUGUAAUGUGCCAAUGUACAAUAAUUUGUAUAGAUAAAUAAAAGUAAUAUGUUCUUACGCCUGUCCUAUA